This is a messenger RNA of Paramecium sonneborni, 869 nucleotides long. Lineage: Eukaryota; Ciliophora; Oligohymenophorea; Peniculida; Parameciidae. The record is from the annotation of a GenBank genome assembly.
AUGAAUAGAUUAUUAAUUACAGAAUUAGGUGAUGCUAUGAGAGCAGAAUUAAUUAAAUAAGAAGAACUAAAAAGAAAAAAGACUGUUCUGGUAAGUCGAGAUUCACUUCCAGAAGUGAAAUCAACAGGAAUAAUUAAUUCACUUCUUUUAGAUGUGGAUGAUAAUCCAUUAUAUCGUAAAAGUCUUUCAGAUAUUGCUUUAAUGAAUUUAACAAGAGCUGCAAAUAUUUCAUUAAAUGGAUCUUAAAGUAAGGACGUGUUGGAAUAACAUAUAAGAGAAGAUUUAUAAAUUCAAAAGAAGAAUGAUUAUCUUAAUCAUUAUCUUAAUAAGCAAGUGUAAAAAAUUGCAGAUGAUAAAAGUAAAUGUUGAUGAACUAUAAACUAAUAGACUUGAUGACAAAGAGAAGAAGAUAUUUAUUAGGCGAAUUAAGAAAGAUUGAAGCAAAAGAGAACAGUCUAAAAAUUAGAAACAGAAUUUCUACAGAUUAAUCUUAGCUUAGUACAAUUGUAGAGGAUACAGAUAGAGAAAAUAAAUUGAUGGCCAUCAUAAAUACAGAAGGCAAAUUACUAUAAUUAUAAAGGAGAUAUGAUAAAAAGAAAGAGGAUGAUGAAGCAUUAAAACAGUAAGUUAAAUCUAAUUAUUGCAAACUUAAAGAUAUUCAAGAAAUGCAUAUUGAUGCUCUCUAAAUCUUAAGUUAAGAAUAAUUAGUUCAAGGCAUUCAAAAUUUAUAUCAUAAUACUGAUCUUUCAGAGGCACGUUUUCAAUAGAGGUUACAUGAUAAACACAACAAUAUUACUACUAAAGUAUGGUAAUAAUAUCAUUUUCCAAAAAAACACAAAAAAUGGAUAUAGAUUCAAAAGAAGUUAUGA